AUGGGAAUUAAGCACUCGUCCCGCUGCAUGCUCCUCAGGAGAAAGAUGGCGGAAUCUGAAAGCAUGGAGCAACCUCAGCCACAGCCACAGCCUGUCCGUAUAAUUCCAUCCCAGUCGGCACAGCCCACCUCGUUGCCCAAGCCUGUGCCUUCCAUCCAGCAUGGAACGCGGCCUCCACUCCCGCCACACACGCCACAUGCUGCCAGCCUCUCCAGCUGUCCUGGCCGGGGCAAGAUGUCCAAGUUCCUUAACCCGGAGGAGAUGACCUCAAGAGACUACUACUUCGACUCUUAUGCCCACUUUGGUAUCCAUGAGGAGAUGCUGAAGGACGAAGUGAGGACGCUCACCUACAGGAACUCCAUGUACCACAAUAAGCACGUGUUUAAGGACAAAAUAGUGUUGGACGUCGGGAGCGGGACUGGGAUCUUGUCCAUGUUUGCGGCCAAAGCGGGGGCAAAGCAUGUGUACGGGAUUGAAUGUUCCAGUAUAUCAGAGUACUCAGAGAGGAUCAUCAAGUCCAACCACCUCCACAGUGUGAUCACCAUCUUCAGAGGUAAGGUGGAGGAGGUGGAACUUCCUGUAGAGAAGGUUGAUAUCAUCAUAUCGGAGUGGAUGGGCUACUGCCUCUUCUAUGAAUCAAUGCUCAACACUGUCAUCUUUGCCAGGGACAAGUGGCUGAAACCCGGUGGAUUAAUGUUUCCUGACCGCGCCUCUCUGUAUGUGGUGGCCAUAGAAGACAGGCAGUAUAAAGACUUCAAAAUACAUUGGUGGGAGAAUGUGUAUGGCUUUGACAUGACCUGUAUCCGCAAUGUGGCCAUGAAGGAACCACUGGUGGAUAUCGUGGACUCCAAACAGGUGGUGACCAACUCCUGCCUGGUCAAGGAGGUGGACAUCUACACGGUAAAGACUGAGGACCUCUCAUUCACCUCAUCGUUCUGCCUGCAGAUCCAGAGGAAUGACUACAUUCAUGCACUGGUCACUUACUUUAACAUUGAGUUCACCAAGUGUCACAAGAAGACCGGUUUCUCCACUGCUCCUGAUGCUCCAUACACCCACUGGAAGCAGACAGUGUUUUACCUGGAGGACUAUUUGACAGUGCGAAGAGGAGAGGAGAUCACUGGCAGCAUUGCUAUGAAGCCCAAUGAGAAAAACAUUCGUGACUUGGACUUUACCUUCGAGCUGGAUUUCAAAGGACAGUUGUGUGAAGCAGCCAUAUCCCACGACUACAAGAUGCGUUAA
Scomber scombrus (Atlantic mackerel) is the source of this 1239-nucleotide messenger RNA. RefSeq names its product protein arginine N-methyltransferase 8-B (gene prmt8a). Gene Ontology annotation, biological process: peptidyl-arginine methylation. Gene Ontology annotation, cellular component: plasma membrane. The coding region runs from base 1 to 1239 and encodes 412 amino acids. Lineage: Eukaryota; Metazoa; Chordata; Actinopteri; Scombriformes; Scombridae. Gene Ontology annotation, molecular function: protein-arginine N-methyltransferase activity. The record is from RefSeq and is a predicted model, not a curated record. The transcript has 10 exons.